ACAUAUUCGGAACAAUUCAAAAAAUUAGAUAUUUGGUAUGAACAUCGUCUUAUUGACGAUAUGGUAGCACAGGUACUCAAAGGAAGUGGUGGUGUCAUUUGGGCGUGUAAAAAUUACGAUGGUGAUGUGCAGUCUGAUAUCGUUGCACAAGGUUUUGGUUCACUUGGCCUAAUGACAUCGGUGCUGAUGUGCCCUGAUGGUAAAACAAUAGAGGCGGAAGCAGCGCACGGUACAGUCACCAGACAUUACAGAGAAUAUCAAAAGGUUUUGUGGUUCAUUUGA
Messenger RNA from Anisakis simplex (herring worm), 282 nucleotides. The record is from the annotation of a GenBank genome assembly. NCBI's taxonomy places the organism in Eukaryota, Metazoa, Nematoda, Chromadorea, Rhabditida, Anisakidae.